Dioscorea cayenensis subsp. rotundata (Guinea yam) is the source of this 378-nucleotide messenger RNA. Its product is annotated as auxin-responsive protein SAUR36-like. The coding region runs from base 1 to 378 and encodes 125 amino acids. NCBI's taxonomy places the organism in Eukaryota, Viridiplantae, Streptophyta, Magnoliopsida, Dioscoreales, Dioscoreaceae. Gene Ontology annotation, biological process: response to auxin. The record is from RefSeq and is a predicted model, not a curated record. The transcript has a single exon.
AUGGCAAGGAAGUGGCAGAUAGCAAAAUCUUGUUCAGAUUCAGAAACUUGCACUACUACUUCUGUUGCUCACAAGGGUCGCUUCACUGUUUACACUUGUGAAGGGAAAAGAUUCAUGGUUCCACUAGAGUACCUGGACAGCAAAAUCUUCCAAGAACUAUUCAGGAUGUCGGAAGAAGAGUAUGGUUUGCCGGUAGAUGGGUCAAUUACAUUGCACUGCAAUGAAGUUUUUGUGAAGUAUAUCAUGUUGUUGUUGAAGAAACAAGUGUCUAAAGAUGUGGAGAGAGCAUUGCUUAGCUCCAUUUUGGUUCCUUAUCAAUCCUCAUGUUCCUCCCUUGCAGUAGUGCAUGAACAACAAGUAGCUGUCUGUGGCUUUUGA